AUGGCGGCAACGACGCCUGCUCGUUCCAACGCUGAAGGAACGCCAAAGGCUCCGCCACCUAGCUUCCAUCCUAGCCUCUGGGGUGAUUUCUUCCUCACUUACCAGCCACCCACUGCUCCGAAGCAUGCAUGCAUGAGAGAAAAGGCUGACGUGUCAACAGAAGAGGUUAGGAAGAUAGUAAAGAGCACAAAUGAAUUACCCAAAAUGUUGGAUCUCAUAAUCACGUUACAACGACUCGGGUUAGAUAUUUACUAUGAGAAUGAGAUCAACGAGCUGCUGCACAUUAUUUACAACUCUGAUAUCAGAGGUGAAGAUCUACAUUUUGUUUCGCUUCGAUUUUAUCUUCUGCGGAAGAACGGUUAUGAUGUAUCUGCUGAUGUAUUCCUUGGUUUCAAAGAUGAUGAAGGUAAUUUUGUGGUCAACAAUACAAGAAGUAUUUUGAGCCUCUAUGAUGCAGCAUACCUUAGGACACAUGGAGAAAAAGUGCUCGAUGAAGCCAUAAAAUUCACUACAAGCCACCUUGAAGCCCUUGAAGCUCCUCUUUUCCGAAGAGCUCGCAUUGUAGAAAUGAGAAACUACAUCCCUAUAUAUGAGAAUGAUCCUACAAAAAAUGAAUCCAUAUUGGAGUUUGCAAAGUUGAAUUUCAAUCUUCUGCAACUUCUUUAUUGUGAGGAGUUAAACAAUAUAACACUUUGGUGGAAGGAGCUCCAUGACGAAUCAAAGUUAGGCUUUUCUAGAGAUAGAAUAGUGGAGAUGUAUUUUUGGAUGAACGGAGCAUGUUAUGAACCUCAAUAUUCUCAUUCCCGGAUAAUACUUACAAAGAUGACAGCAUUUAUGACCAUACUGGAUGAUAUCUUUGACACAUAUGGCACCACCGAAGAGAGCAUGCAACUUGCUGAAGCAAUUAACAGGUGGGAUGAAAGCGCAACAGAACUACUUCCGUCAUACAUCAAGAGUUUCUACUUAUAUCUAUUGAAGACAUUUCGUUCAUUUGAGGAUGAACUAGGACCUGGGAAGAGACACCAUGUACUUUAUCUGAAAGAAGCGUUGACGCGAUUAGUUCAGGCAUACACGAAGGAGUUAAAAUGGCGUGAUGAAAAUUAUGUGCCAAAAACGCUGGAUGAACAUCUUGAGGUCUCAGCGAGAAGCAGUGGAGGAUUUACAUUAACUUCUGCUUCAUUAUUUGCUGGAGUAGGUGACAUAGUUUCGAAUGACACUUUCGAGUGGGUUUUGAGUUAUCCACAACUUUUCAAGUCAUUUGAUAUGUUUGUACGGUUCUCCAAUGAUAUUGUAUCAAGCCAGCGUGAGCAAACUGGAGACCACUACGUCUCUACGAUCCAGUGCUACAUGGAGGAGCACGGCGCAACUAUCCACGACGCGCGCGAGAAGAUCAAAGAGCUCGUCGAGAACUCGUGGAAGGACAUGGUGCGAUACUGCGUCGAGCCAACAAAGCAGCAGCCGCUGGCCGUGCCGCGAACGGUCGUCAACUUCGCGAGGACGGUGAACAACAUGUACAAGCAUGGCGACGCCUUCACUUCCUCGCACGACAUCAAGGGAAUGAUCACGUUGCUUUACGUGGAACCAGUUUGUUAA
This is a messenger RNA of Lolium rigidum, 1593 nucleotides long. RefSeq names its product zingiberene synthase-like. The transcript has 8 exons. Gene Ontology annotation, biological process: diterpenoid biosynthetic process. The record is from RefSeq and is a predicted model, not a curated record. Gene Ontology annotation, molecular function: magnesium ion binding; terpene synthase activity. The coding region runs from base 1 to 1593 and encodes 530 amino acids. Lineage: Eukaryota; Viridiplantae; Streptophyta; Magnoliopsida; Poales; Poaceae.